AUGUCCCGCAUUGACAGGGCUUCCCUGGUGGCUGUUGGUAAAGAAUCCGUCUGCAGUGCAGGAGAGCCCAGUUCGAUCCCUGGGUUGGGAAGAUCCCCUGGAGAAGGGAACGGCUUACCCACUCCAGUGUUCGGGCCUGGAGAAUUCCACGGACUGUGUAGCCCAAGGGGCUGCAAAGAGUCGGACAGGACUGAGCGACUGACCCAUCUCAUUACAGGCUCCCUGAUGCUUUGCAGAAACCAGCGCAGCACAGUGGGGGGAACAUAUAGGUAA
Rangifer tarandus platyrhynchus (Svalbard reindeer) is the source of this 273-nucleotide messenger RNA. Lineage: Eukaryota; Metazoa; Chordata; Mammalia; Artiodactyla; Cervidae. The record is from the annotation of a GenBank genome assembly.